UAUAAAUCACAAUAUAAAUAAAUAAAUAAAAAUAAAUAAUAGUAGAAUACAAAAUUCUGCAAUAACAUUGGAGUAUUUUCCUUACUGGUAGUUUGAGGUGGUAGGAAAGCAAAGAACACUAUAGAACUCCCUCAUAGUGCUUUGUUUUUAUAGACCAGAGAUGCAAAAUGAGACAUCACAUAAGCAGUCACUGAGAUCACAUUUUUGUUUUGCAUGUCUGCUGUACAACUGAAUGUUUGUUAACUAUGAGCUGCUUUGAGUAGUAUGUGAUAAACGUUAUCUCUUGCCAAGUAAAUUCAGUCUUUGUUUUCCUUGCAUGGCACAUGGCCUUGCAUUAGGGAUUUGCAAGAAUGUUUGGGGUACCCUUGUUUGUGAUCUGGUUCCUCUCUCAAGUCUUCCAUCUUUCACAGGGCCACCAACCAGCCUUUUCCAGCCUCCCCGUCGCCCUGGUCUGGGAACAGUUGGGAAGCCAAUUCGUCUCUUAGCUAAUCAUUUCCAAGUGCAGAUCCCUAAAAUUGAUGUUUAUCAUUAUGAUGUGGAUAUCAAACCAGAAAAGCGUCCUCGAAGGGUGAACAGGGAAGUCGUGGAUACCAUGGUGAGGCACUUCAAGAUGCAGAUAUUUGGGGAUCGGCAGCCUGGCUAUGAUGGCAAAAGGAACAUGUACACUGCACAUCCUCUGCCUAUUGGCCGGGAUAGGGUGGAUAUGGAGGUCACACUCCCAGGUGAAGGGAAAGACCAAACUUUUAAAGUGUCUGUUCAGUGGGUGUCUGUGGUCAGCCUUCAGCUGCUCCUGGAAGCCCUGGCUGGUCAUCUGAAUGAAGUCCCAGAAGAUUCUGUACAAGCACUGGAUGUCAUCACCCGGCACCUUCCUUCAAUGAGGUACACCCCAGUGGGCCGUUCCUUCUUCUCUCCCCCUGAAGGAUACUAUCACCCCCUGGGAGGAGGUCGGGAGGUCUGGUUUGGCUUCCACCAGUCUGUCAGGCCUGCAAUGUGGAACAUGAUGCUCAACAUAGAUGUAUCAGCAACUGCUUUCUACCGUGCCCAGCCUAUUAUUGAAUUCAUGUGUGAGGUCCUGGAUAUUCAGAACAUCAAUGAACAAACAAAACCACUUACAGAUUCCCAGCGUGUAAAAUUUACCAAAGAAAUCAGAGGUCUGAAAGUAGAGGUUACUCACUGUGGUCAGAUGAAGAGAAAAUACAGAGUUUGCAAUGUUACUAGGCGGCCAGCCAGCCAUCAGACGUUUCCUCUGCAGCUGGAAAAUGGGCAGGCUAUGGAGUGUACAGUAGCUCAGUAUUUUAAACAGAAGUACAGUCUGCAGCUGAAAUACCCUCAUCUUCCAUGCCUACAAGUAGGGCAGGAGCAGAAACAUACAUAUUUACCCCUUGAGGUAUGUAACAUAGUAGCUGGCCAGCGUUGUAUCAAGAAGCUUACAGACAAUCAGACAUCAACCAUGAUCAAAGCAACAGCACGGUCUGCACCUGAUAGGCAAGAAGAAAUUAGUAGGCUAGUGAAGAGUAACAGCAUGGUAGGUGGCCCUGAUCCAUAUCUGAAGGAGUUUGGUAUUGUCGUCCAUAAUGAAAUGACAGAGCUGACGGGCAGGGUCUUACCUGCACCAAUGUUGCAGUAUGGAGGCAGGAACAAGACUGUUGCCACUCCAAAUCAGGGUGUCUGGGAUAUGAGAGGAAAGCAAUUCUAUGCUGGCAUUGAAAUUAAAGUUUGGGCUGUUGCCUGCUUUGCUCCUCAGAAGCAAUGCCGGGAAGACUUGUUGAAGAGUUUUACUGAUCAGCUGCGCAAAAUCUCCAAGGACGCAGGGAUGCCAAUCCAAGGCCAGCCGUGCUUCUGUAAAUAUGCCCAGGGUGCAGACAGUGUGGAGCCCAUGUUCAAGCACUUGAAACUGACCUACGUUGGACUGCAGCUCAUUGUAGUGAUUCUUCCUGGAAAGACACCAGUCUAUGCUGAGGUUAAACGUGUUGGGGACACUCUUCUUGGCAUGGCUACCCAGUGUGUUCAGGUGAAAAAUGUGGUAAAAACCUCUCCACAGACUCUGUCCAACCUCUGUCUGAAGAUCAAUGCGAAACUUGGCGGGAUAAACAAUGUGCUUGUACCACAUCAGAGGCCCUCCGUAUUCCAGCAGCCAGUGAUCUUUCUUGGAGCAGAUGUCACUCACCCACCUGCUGGGGAUGGGAAAAAGCCUUCCAUCGCUGCUGUAGUAGGCAGCAUGGAUGGUCACCCGAGCCGCUACUGUGCGACAGUGCGCGUGCAGACGUCCCGCCAGGAAACCUCCCAGGAGCUGCUGUACAGUCAGGAAGUGAUCCAGGAUCUGACCAACAUGGUGCGAGAGCUGCUGAUCCAGUUUUAUAAGUCUACCCGCUUCAAACCCACGCGAAUCAUCUACUAUAGGGGAGGUGUGUCAGAAGGGCAGAUGAAACAGGUAGCUUGGCCAGAACUAAUUGCAAUUCGGAAGGCCUGCAUCAGCUUGGAAGAAGACUACAGACCAGGAAUUACCUACAUUGUUGUGCAGAAAAGACAUCAUACAAGACUCUUCUGUGCUGACAAAACUGAGAGGGUGGGGAAAAGUGGCAAUGUUCCAGCAGGCACGACUGUGGACAGCACUAUCACACAUCCCUCUGAAUUCGACUUUUACCUCUGUAGCCAUGCAGGAAUUCAGGGAACCAGCCGCCCUUCUCACUAUCAAGUCUUGUGGGAUGACAACUGUUUCACUGCAGAUGAAUUGCAGCUGCUGACAUACCAGUUGUGCCACACUUAUGUUCGGUGUACUCGGUCUGUCUCAAUUCCUGCUCCAGCAUACUAUGCCAGGCUGGUAGCAUUUAGGGCAAGAUACCAUCUUGUGGACAAAGAUCACGACAGUGCUGAAGGCAGCCAUGUUUCUGGACAGAGCAACGGCCGAGACCCUCAAGCACUAGCCAAGGCAGUGCAGAUUCACCAUGACACGCAGCACACCAUGUAUUUCGCCUGAUGAGAAUGCGAGAUGAUGAGGCAGAAGCACCAGCCCACUUGGGCAUGCCACCAACCACUGGUUGCUAGGGCUCAGUUUUAUUUCAGGCUGCUCACCACCAGCAGCUUGGGGCAGUUGCACUGAAUCAACGUUUGCAGCAACAUCUGAUACAGACAUAAUUGAGCCAUUUUUAUUUUGUGAUUUUCCGUCAAUAGAAAUUUCAUAGACAGUCUUUGCAUUGGACUGAAUUUUUACCUCAAAACGCAAAAGGCUGAUCCUCCUAGAAUAAAUUUUUAAAGGACUUGGCACGAAAGGUUUUUAUUGAAAUAUUUUGCUAACCAGUUUUAAGUUACCUCCGCAUCCCCAUUAAGCUUAUCAAGAAGCUGAAUUCCUCCUGGGCUUCUUCAUACUGCUUAGUGAGUAUCCAGAUAUGGCAAAACAUCAUAUUCCACGUUCUUCUGUGUGGGGCCAUAUAGACUUUAUAAACAGAACUUUUACCUGUAAACGCCUUUCAACAAGCAUUAACUUUCAGAGGUAUCGCUGGAUUAUUAUUAUUAUUAUUAUUAUUAUUAAUAUUAUUAUUAUUGCUUUGUCAGGUUUUCCUAGUUCUCUUUUUGUAAAUCUCUCUGCAGUCAUGGGCUGCAAAGCAUUUGCACUAUAACUGCGAAUUCAACUUGGUGGUUCUUGUUCUGUGAAUGUGUAACAUAAGCAGAUAGCAAUGCCCAUUGGCAGGUUUACUAUAAUGAAAUCAUAAUGGUUACACACAACUGCCACUGCAUAGUUCAGAAUGCUGAACUGCUUCCCCCUCUAAAGUAUGUGGCAAAGUUCUAAAAUAUUAGUUUUAGGUAUUUUUCAGACAUUACAAAAGUGCCCAUUUUAUGCUGCUGUGUUUGAUGAAUUGAAGUCAUUUUUAAUACUCUUUUUCAUAGAAGGUUUUAACUUUGGCAAUAAUUUUUUUUUAAAUACACUGGCAGUGACUUUUCUAGUUGAAUACUUUACAUGAGUUACAGCCAGCAUUCUGUGUAAAUUGACUUAUCUUUGCUGAAGAGAAAAUUAGUUCUUAAAAAGGAUCAGAAAAGGCUCCCUUCAUGCUUUUUACAAAUGGUUAUUUUUAACUGUUUUAUAUUCACCAUUGGUCUGUCUACCCCUUUUUAUAAGCUUGGAAAGUGGGUGUUCUAUAUAGGAAAGGCUUUGCCAAUAUGUACAGUUGUGUAUAGUGUGACAGUAGCAAUUGAAGACUUUUACCAGCAUUUAAAAACAUGGUUUUUCUGAGAAUUUAGAUUGCCGCAUGUACAGCAACACUCAGUAGCAUGUGUGAUGUGUACAUUUUAAUGUCGCUUUUGACCCAUUUCUAUAAAUUAGGACUCCUAUUUGCUUGGCUCUUGUCCACUAAAAUGUGUAAUGCAAAAAGCUGGGGGGGGGGACCUGCAGUAGUGUUGCAUUGAGACUAGCUUGUGAGUGUUAGCACAAGAUGCUUUAAAUUCCUAGUUUUUAACUGAGAUGAUGCCACUGUGAAAGAUUGGGAUUUUGCCAAUAAUUGCACUCUAGUCUCCAAAAUGAGCAGGUGAGGUUGCAGAAUUGUGUGACCUUGAGAUCUUUUAGAUCCAAACCUCAAGGUCAGCAAUAUGCUAUGCGGUUUCUAUUUUUCUUCAGUCUUUUGAAAUAAAGCUUGUAGUCUUGGAAAGUUUGUAUUUCCCAAUAAGGUACUGGGUUACCACUGUACUGGCAUAUACUGGUACAGUGUUAAUCUUCAAGGAGCAGUUUCAUAAGCUCCUUCCGGAGCUAUAUAUUGAAAAGGGUGGGCUUACAAAGUUUUCCCUUCCCUGCUCAGAAAUAGGAGUGAAGCAAACUCUGCUGUGACACAGUGUGAAAAGGCUUAGAUUUUUAAAAACUUGUUCAAGUCUUUCUUUUUUCCUUUAGGAAUACCUCACUUGGGUAAUAAAUAAUCAGGAUAUGUGGGGAGGGAGAGUGACCGCUGCUUCAGUUAGUCUGCUGCUUUUCUUUUCUUUUAAUACUUGUUCAGGGAGAAAAUGCAAGAAUCGAACUCGGCUGGCCCAAACAUAUGGAGAACCGAGGCACCUUGAAGAGAGUUUAAGCACCUGUUUAGUGUGUAGCAUUUUUUAUUGCACUAGGUAAGGACAUGGCUUGAGAGCGAGGAAGGUACAUAAAGAAGCAAAAUGCAUGCUUUAUCAUCAAGUAAGCAUGUAGCUGUCCUAGCACCAAGCACUCCUAGUGCAUAUGGAGCCAGAGAGACACCCUUAUUUGCUUGUCUGUAGUUAAGACCAACCGUUGUGAACAUUGGUCAGAUGACACAAGCACGAGUUUUAGAGCUUAUGUUUACCAUUGGCCAUUCUUCCUCAGCAACAGCAGCUUAUGUUCUCACAUGUGGAUCAGGACUACCUGUUCACGAGCAGAGUGGUUUAGCCCCUCCCAUGCCAUUUUCCCUUCACAAGGAGCACAAAGCGCCACCAAAAUUCGACACGAAGCAAAACUGGCUUCUCAUUUCUGCUCCAGCAUAGCUGCAUUUCACAAGGCGAGAGAGUGACCAGUUGUAAACACGCUUUUAAAAGUGCAUGCUUAACAUAACCAUAGAUUGGCCGAAACUGGUGCAGACAGGAAUCUUAGCAAGCCCUAGAAGGGCUUUUCUGGCUACUUCAUUGCAAACCAAGGCCUGGGCUGGAUGAAAAAGGCCUUUUAUCAUAGGGAAAAAACUGUUCUGAUCGUUAUAUUUUUCUUGUGUAUUACAGACUGCAGCUAUCUUCUAAAGUCUUCUGUAUUUAAAUAUAUAUAUAUAUAUCUAUAUAUAUAAGCAGGAUUCUUUUUAAUGCAUUAUUGUUGCAGUGAAUUUUAUCAUCCAAAAAUGUCUAUGGAAAGAAACUUUUUGCCAACUUUUGCACUUUCUUGGAUUUUUUUUUUUUUUUU
Molecule: messenger RNA, 5878 nt
Organism: Varanus komodoensis (Komodo dragon)
Lineage: Eukaryota; Metazoa; Chordata; Lepidosauria; Squamata; Varanidae
Gene: AGO4
Product: argonaute RISC component 4
Exons: 17
Coding region: 317-2977 (886 amino acids)
Molecular function (GO): protein binding; RNA binding
Source: RefSeq, a predicted model, not a curated record